This is a messenger RNA of Poeciliopsis prolifica (blackstripe livebearer), 2149 nucleotides long. It is a transcript of the gene ino80e, whose product is annotated as INO80 complex subunit E. NCBI's taxonomy places the organism in Eukaryota, Metazoa, Chordata, Actinopteri, Cyprinodontiformes, Poeciliidae. The transcript has 8 exons. Gene Ontology annotation, biological process: chromatin remodeling. The record is from RefSeq and is a predicted model, not a curated record. The coding region runs from base 60 to 836 and encodes 258 amino acids. Gene Ontology annotation, cellular component: nucleus; Ino80 complex.
GCAUCUUUUACCACCGGCAGGGGGCAGCACUUAGCUGUGCUGAAUCUACCUAACCGGAAAUGCUGUGGAGCAAGACGCAUGUAAACAAGAGGAUGUCGCAGAGACCGACCCAAGCUAGAGAAAUGAACGGUCAGACAGACGUCGAGGUCGACUACAAGCGGAAAUACAAAAAUCUCAAAAGAAAAUUAAAAUUCCUUGUUUAUGAACAGGAAUGUUUUCAGGAGGAGUUGAGAAGAGCACAAAGGAAGCUUCUGAAGGUUUCCCGAGACAAAAGCUUCCUGCUAGACAGAUUGCUCCAGUAUGAGAGGGUUGAUGAAGACUCCUCUGAUUCAGAUGCAACAGUUUCUUCAGAAAACAGUGAAGGGGAAGGACUAAGAGAGAGGGAAAGAGAACGAGAAAUUGCAAAGAAAAGAAAAAGCAGCCCCGGAGCCUGCCUUUCCUCCUCUUCAUCAUCGCCUCAUCUCUCUCUGCUGUCCCGUUCUGGAGUAAACACCCUACAGUCGUCCAGCGCUGGAUCGUACCUCAACGCUAUGCCCUUCCUAAGAGAGUAUUUGGCACCUCCAGCUGAGCGAAUGAAGAAAGAGAGAAAAACAAAGACGCCAAAAAACAAGCGAGAGGCCACAGGGAAGGUUGUUGGUCCGAUGGGGGCUAACUACACGUCAGCCUCUGGUGCCCCUCAAACAGCCAGCGGCCCCUUCAGCUGGGUUCCCAAACAAAUGCUCAGCGGAGAUGCGUGUGACGAGGAAGGUGAGAGCGACGGGGACAGCGACAGGGGAGACGAGGACAGAGGGGAGGGAGACGAGGCCGAGCUCGUCAUUGACAUCCCCAAUGAGUGAAAGCGACUGAGAGCUGGGAUGUAUCUAACAGCAGGACGGAGGAGGGGGGGCCUGCUUCUAUUUGUGUAAGGGGUGAAAGAGAGGACUUGAAUGUUUGUCCUGAAAGGCAAGCGCCCCCUGGUGGAUAUGACAUUCAUUGCAGGAAAAAUAAAACUGCACAAAUGAGUGUUGUUGAAGUAAUAAAACCGUGAAACAGUUUCUUAAAUUCAGUCUCAGUUGUACAGGUGCACUGAUUAUGUUUUCCCGACCAGAACUGAUUUCUUUUUGUAUCUUAAUCUGUCGAUUUACAAUGUAAAAUAUUUUUCUUCUCCCAAUAAUUAAAUGUGAAAAACAUUGACCAGAAAAAAAAUGCAUUAUCAGCAACAGAUAUUUUGUCCUAAGCAGAUAUUUUGGAUUUCAACUUCCAAAAUAGAAUUAACUGGAAAGCUUCUACACUGUUGUGACAUGUUGGUACCUAAAACCUGCACAGCAUUAAACAGUUAACGGUGUUUCUGUGGAAGUAUUAUGGGUAAUAUUUAUUUCCCUUUCCCGAGGUAGAAAGAUGUUGUAUCUUUAUGAGGUAGAAGAAACUAUAAAUGAAUCUUUAGUGGAAGCUAAAGGCUUGUCCGACAUGUGUUUUCAGCAGUUUAAAACAACUCCAUCAGAACAUUUAUUAGUUCACAGAGCCUCACUUUUGUUUUUUUUAUUCUUUCAAAUGUUUUUUUUAUUAAUUUUAUUAGAUAUUGAAUUAAUGUAUUAUUAUUUUUUUUAUUAAAAUAACCCAAAACUGAUGGUGCACUGAAGAUACAAAUCACCAGACCAGUUGUUGUUGUGGGUUAUAAAUGCUUGACUGGUGGAAACUUUGCAUAACUACUGGUCAUGUUAGGAGCUUUCUGCACCAAAAUGCCCAAUUCCUCCUGUGACCUUUGACCUGCUGAUCAUCAGACAGAGCUGUCCAAGGAAAAACUGACUUCAAUCAGUGACUGGUUGAUUGGUGCAUCAAUACCUAUUUAGCCAACUUGAUCAGUCCCGUGGCUGAUUCUAUGCUUCCUCUGGUUAGUCAGUGAAUUCGUCCUUAUUUGUUCUUCAGAUAUUUUUUUGCUUUGCUUGGAGAAACCACCAUCUCAGUGUUCAUUGUUUGUAACCUUAGAGUUAUAAAUGUCUGUUUGUUACAGUUCUGGAAUAUUUAAUCUGUGCUAGGUAUCAGCUAUUGUCUUUGAGAAUGUCAAAAUUACCUUUUUUAAAUACAUGAACACAUUGUUAUUGCACUUGUAAAGUUGUGUAUUGACAUUUUUUGAUUUUAGCUCAGUAAACAUUUUGUUUUCAACUAAAAA